AAGUUGUGUCCAAACAUACAAACUCAGGCACAACACAUUGAAUUAGUAGUCAAAAAAAAUGUCAUUGAAGUCAUUAUUUUCGUUAAAAAGUUUUGUCUUACAAUAUUUGCUAUCAUUUUUAACACUUUAUUUGGUGACAAUUGUCAGCUGUAGUAUUGGUUGUCUGGUGUCAGUAUUAGGUCAACUCAUUGUAGUGACGGUGUUGUCGUGGUUUGUGACCAAAACAGUUGGAAAAUAUCUAAAUAAAGAGUUUCUUACGUCAUAUAAAAGAGCCGUUUUGGUCACUGGUUGUGACAGUGGUUUUGGCAAUGCAUUGGCUCAGACACUCAAUGAACAUGGAUUCAGAGUCUAUGCCACAGUAUUGGACACCAAUAGCGACGGCGCCAAGAAAUUGGCGACCAGUGGUCGGUUUGAUGGCAUGACAACAGUGUUGAGGAUGGAUGUGACGAAUGAUGAAGAAGUGAAUGCAGUUUACGAACAAAUUGCAAAAGAGUUGCAACAAAACGGUGAACAACUGUGGGCUGUCGUCAACAAUGCCGGUAUCAUGACUUGGGGACCACUGGACUGGGGAACUGUAGACAGUUAUAAACGUAUAUUUGAAGUCAACACUUUCGGUACCGUUAGAGUCACCCGAACUUUUCUACCAUUGAUUAGACAGUCAAAAGGACGAAUCGUUAAUUUAGUAUCAAUUUCCGGCCGCUUUACCGCUCAAAAUCGGUCCAUAUAUUCAAUGAGCAAACACUCGGUCAUCUCAUUUGCCGACGCAUUGAGACGCGAGUCCCGUAAAUGGGGUGUCAAAGUGUCGACCAUUGAGCCGACAGCCUAUAACACAGCAAUGUCUACACCGGACUAUUUGAAUCGUGAAUUGGAUCAGUUGUGGACGGAUAGCUCAGAUAAUGUUAAACAAAUCUACGGCCAAGAGUUUUAUGAUAAGCUCAGAGUUCAGACGUCCGAUACACUGGCCUCGUAUAGUGCCGGCGAUAAUCUGAACGAUGUUGUCGACCAAAUAGUUGCGGCCAUCAGAUCAGCCGAACCGGAGAUCAGAUAUUUUGUAUCGCCCGACACCUGGCGUAUCAAAUUACGAUUGGCCAUAGCUCAAUAUCUACCUGGCCAAUUUUAUGACUGGCUAAGCGCUAGAAAACAAUCGCCUAAAACUAAACAAUAA
Oppia nitens is the source of this 1165-nucleotide messenger RNA. RefSeq names its product D-beta-hydroxybutyrate dehydrogenase, mitochondrial-like. The transcript has 3 exons. NCBI's taxonomy places the organism in Eukaryota, Metazoa, Arthropoda, Arachnida, Sarcoptiformes, Oppiidae. Gene Ontology annotation, molecular function: oxidoreductase activity. The record is from RefSeq and is a predicted model, not a curated record. Bases 59 to 1165 code for a protein of 368 amino acids.